This is a messenger RNA of Paramecium sonneborni, 1836 nucleotides long. NCBI's taxonomy places the organism in Eukaryota, Ciliophora, Oligohymenophorea, Peniculida, Parameciidae. The record is from the annotation of a GenBank genome assembly.
AUUUAAUUAAUGGGAACAUGUUAAUACAAUAAUUGCAAGUCUAAUAUAGAAAUUUGCACUCUCAACACAACAGUUAACAUUAUUGAUUAAUUAAAUAAUGAUUUCAUGGUUGUACAUGAAGAUUAUGAUCAUCCACUCUAUGGUUAAGUGAAUAUACUGGAAUAUAAAGAGCCCAAAUAAUAUGAUUUUAAAUUAGUACAUAAACUUCUUACCUUUACAGAAAAAGAAGACUUUUAAUAGGCUUUACAAUAUUAUGAAUCUAAAUUUUAUGGGUUUAAUCAUCCAAAUCUUCUCAUUAUACAUGGUAUCAACUAUUCGAAUUAAUUUAAGCAAUGUAGUACAAGUAAAUCGAUUAAUUUUUUACAACAGAAUACAAAUUAUCACUUUUCUUAGAUUAUUAUGAAACUACCCUUGCUUAAGAAUUAAUCUAUAGAAAGAAAAUCUACUUCGAAGAAACAGAGAUUUUAUUCUUUCUAGACUCACUUAUAGGAAGUUAAGCGUUUCUCUAAUCUAAAGGUUAUGCUUUAACAUCUUUGAAAUUUGAUAAAGUAUAUCUCUCCAACCUAUUAAAUGGAGCAAUUGGACUUAAAAUUUAGAGUCCACUUUUCAAAAAUUAAGAAGAAAAUCAAUUCUCUGAAUUAUUCACUAAAAUUAUGAAUGGAGAAGAAGUACUAUUACAUUAAUAUCCUUACAUAACUCCAGAAUAAUGGUUAAUGAUACAAAACAAAUAAUUAGAACCAUAUAAUGAAUAUAAAAGCAAUGUUUUUAUUUUAGGUUUAGUAAUAUAAUAAAAUAUAUUUUUAGAUGACUCUUGAACUCUGUUCAGCAAAAUAAAGUAUUACUCUUUAUUAGGAUUAUAUGAUUGAUCAAAAUAUAUUGAUAGAAUAAAUAAAUAAAAUUAAUGAUAGAUAUGGUGAAGCUUUGCCUUUGAUUUUAGAAGCUAUGUUACAUUAUGAUCCAAAAGAUCGUCGUGAUUUUCUUUAGUUAAAUGAAUUACUUGAUGCAUCUUAAUUAAAAGGAAAGAGAUUGGCUUAAAUUUGGACUUCGGAUGAUUAUCAAUAUAGUUUAACUGAAAAAAAGGUAUAUUUAUAAAUAUAUAAUUAAAAUUAGGUUCAUUUUUCAACUAAAUAACAUUCUCUAAUACAUCCUGAAGUUUAAUCUUAAUUAUCGAAUUAAUCUCUAUUAUAAAAAGGAUCGCAUUUAUCAAUUCGUUAAGUGAUAUCAAAAAAUUCAAAAGAAUCAAGAGCAUCUAGUGUAAUUACAAUAAAUAUAUUUAGUCAUUUAUUUAAAAAAAAGAAUCAUAUUCUCCUCAGAUAUAAAAGAAGAAUUUAUUUAAGAAAUUUGAGACUGAAUAAGCUUCAAAAGGAGGAAGUAAAAAAUUAAUUACACAGGAUGGAUUUGGAGUAGAAACAACUCCAAAUGGACUAACUUAUGAAGGUUUUUUUAAUGCUGGCAAGAAAUAGGGAAUGGGUAAAUUAAUAAAUGAUGACAAUGAAGUAAUCUAUGAAGGAUAUUUUCAUGAGAAUUAGUAAAUUUAAUAUAAAUUAUCAGAAAAGAUUUCAUCGUAGUGGAAUAUUAAAAAACUAAUAAGCUUAAAGUUAUUUAGAAGCCUUUAAUUAUAAAGAUUUUAAUUAAUUAGGUGACAAAUGGGCUAGAUAUGAUGGUGAUUUUAAUUUUGGUUAAUAAGAAGGAUAUGGAUAAUUAGUAUUAACAAAUGCAGAAAGAUUUACAGGUUUAUUUAAAAAUGGUAAGAUUCAUGGUGCUGGUGUAUUUUAAACUUUAGAAGGUAAAUAAAUUAAGGGAGUAUGGAUUAAUAACAUUUUUUAAGAAUCAUGA